CCACUGACCACAGCAGACGUGUGCCCAUUUACUUACGCUACUAGAUCAUGGCCCGUGACCUUCAUGGAAAGUCAUUCUUGAGAGAGUCGAGGCGGAUGACAGAGGAGCCUCGUCCUCUUAACUCUGCCAGUUCACCUUUCCUGCUGAUCGACCCUGCCGUCCUUCGGACUCUUACGACCUCAAAGAGCACCACGGAUAUCCGCAGCUCAGCAGGCUACAGUCCCGCACAGAAUGGUGCACCGGGGCAGGACGGUGUCCAUAUGCAAACAGGCGUGCAGCCUGUGCGGAAUUGGACUCAAACCGAUCAGGAUGAGACAGAUGCUGAAAACCGGAAGAAUGCUAUGAAGGAACUUGUGAAGUCGUGGAUGGAUCGGCUGCAGCUGAUCAGUGUCAUCACUACCUUCUUCGCUGCGACAGAGACGCAGUUACUGGUCAUCACUACGCCGGUUGAUGAUGAUACGCCCGAAUCGCGAACUCGGUCCGCCGCAAACGCGAUUCUAGCUGGUGCUCUUGUGAUCCAUCUGUGUGCAGCGAUCAUAUCAUUCCUCGCAGCUUUCUUCCUAGUGCGCUACCGCCUCAAAGAGGCAGCCAAGGAAGAGAUCAAGAUCGAGACCGGCAUCACGCCUACGUCGUCCAAAUCGGCGCUCAAGACUGGCAUCUGGACGGCGAAUCCACAUCUGGAGGAGAUGGGUCCGUUCCGUCGCGGAGGCCCGCCGACGCGCUUGCUGGAGCACCUGCAUACGUUGUGCAUGUGGCUGGCUGUCGUAGGUUUUGCGCUUGCAUUGGCAGGGGCACUAUGCUACACGUGGGCACGUCUGUCUCGGAGCGCGAGCAUCUUCGCCAGUGCGUGUAUGGCAGUGUCCUGGUUCGCGGCCUUAGGGGCAGUGUUCAUUGCACUCUGAGCCUGACCGUAUGACGAUGAGGCUACAUACCCCCACAAAGACAUUGCUCGUGACAUGCGACGAACUUCACUCACAGACCCUCCCAACGGCAUCCACUCUUCGUGUAUGUUGACGCCUGCUUACGACCAACUUCAAUGUAUCUAUAACACCAGUCUCCAUGCUUCUCUAUCUGCAGUGGAUUAUGCAUUCACUAUCAUACCACCCUAUUAUUCUUACUACCAUACAUACUCGUGAUAAUACUGGAGUUCACGAUGAUCCCUGACUCGAAUCCAGUGCUGUAGUACUGUAACAGUCCUGAUACCUUCUUGAAUCGACGACCGGUUCGCGGUUCGUGUUCAGCAAUCGAUGUCAGUAUUUAUGUAUCUUGUUUGAAAUGAACAUGUGCUGGUAUACUCAUUCCAUGCACUCAGAUUUUUUCUGUGUCACUGUACAUUAAUCUGAGCCACCUUAGAUUCAGAACGAUACAGUAGUACCAAUGAUGAAAACAC
Messenger RNA from Fomitopsis serialis, 1390 nucleotides. RefSeq lists its product as uncharacterized. Bases 48 to 902 code for a protein of 284 amino acids. The transcript is spliced from 5 exons. The record is from RefSeq and is a predicted model, not a curated record. Lineage: Eukaryota; Fungi; Basidiomycota; Agaricomycetes; Polyporales; Fomitopsidaceae.